This is a messenger RNA of Drosophila elegans, 6640 nucleotides long. RefSeq names its product chromodomain-helicase-DNA-binding protein 1 (gene Chd1). The record is from RefSeq and is a predicted model, not a curated record. Gene Ontology annotation, cellular component: nucleus; chromatin. The transcript has 7 exons. Lineage: Eukaryota; Metazoa; Arthropoda; Insecta; Diptera; Drosophilidae. Gene Ontology annotation, biological process: regulation of transcription by RNA polymerase II; nucleosome organization. The coding region runs from base 195 to 5888 and encodes 1897 amino acids. Gene Ontology annotation, molecular function: ATP-dependent chromatin remodeler activity; histone binding; ATP binding.
AAUUCAAAAUGGUGGAUUUCUGCUGCGUCGCAUGAGUAAAACGUGAAAAACGAUCUUUUUGUUUCAAAAAAGUGCAUUUAAAAACAAGUGGCCUGCAGGAAAAACAUAAACAUUUGCCAGCGACCGUAAACAAGUGAAUGUCCUGUAUUUAAUGAGCGCUAUAAGGCAACUGUGUGUGCUACCACGACAAUAUAAUGAGCCAGGCACUCAAUGAAUCGGCGAAUAGUGUUGGCUCAGACGAACAAGAUGACACUCGGGACGAGACCAAUGGCACCGACCAUAGUGGCAGUGGCAGCGGUAGUGGCUCCUCUGGUUCCGACUCUGACUCGGACAGCUCCUCGGGCAACUCCAGCGAUGGACGCAGUUCCCCGGAGCCGGAAAACAAACCCUUGUCGGUGGCAGGGUUUCCACCCACAGCCGCGGCUGCCCAGGCGGACAGCAAGACGAACGGAUUCACAGACGACCAGGAGGACAGCUCCAGUGACGGGUCCAGCGGCAGCGAUUCCGACUCGGAUGCCGAGGGACCAGCAAAUCAAAGGGACCAGAGCAACAGCAAUGCCAAUACCAGCAGCAGCUUGUCUAAGCCGGAGCAGGAUGAGGAGGAGGAGGAGGACAAUGAGACUGAGGCUGCUCCGCAGCAGCCAGCCAGCGAUGCCUCUGCCGACGAAGGAAGUGAUAGUUCUGCCAAUGUUUCGCCCACAUCCUCCAGCAGCAGUAGUGAGGAAGAGGAGGAAGACUACAGACCCAAGAGAACUCGCCAGGCGCGCAAACCACCGACUGCAGCAGAGAAACCCAAGAAAGCUCCUGCCCCCAAGAACAAAAAGAAAACCUGGGACUCCGACGAUAGCGACGAAAGCGAGGACAGUGAUGAGGAUGUGUCCGCCGCCCAAAAGCGUAAACCAGCAGCCACAACCUCCCGAAGCAAGCCCACACAGCAGCAGCAGCAGCGACGUAGGGUAAAGUCCUUCAGUUCCGAGGACAGUGAUGACGACGAUGCCAGCAAACGCUGUGCUACCCGUCGCACGGCCGCUGCAGUUAGCUACAAGGAGGCAUCCGAGGACGAGGCCACCGACUCUGAGGAUCUGCUUGAGUUUGAGUACGAUGAGAGUCAGGCAGCCACCACUGCCGCUGCAGCCGAGGAAGAGGAGAAGUGCGAGACCAUCGAGCGCAUCCUGGCCCAGCGAGUGGGCAAAAAGGGAUGCACCGGCAAUCAGACAACGAUCUAUGCGAUCGAGGAAAAUGGCUUCGAUCCAAAUGCUGGAUUCGAUGAGAAGCAAAGCUCAGACGGGGAGGCCGAAACCCAGUUCCUGAUCAAGUGGAAGGGCUGGUCGUACAUCCACAACACCUGGGAAUCGGAGACAACCUUGCGUGAAAUGAAGGCCAAGGGCAUGAAGAAGCUGGACAACUUCAUCAAAAAAGAGCAGGACCAGGCCUACUGGCGGCGCUAUGCCGGACCCGAGGACAUCGACUACUUUGAGUGCCAGCUGGAACUGCAGCACGAGCUGCUUAAGUCGUACAACAACGUAGAUCGCAUCAUUGCCAAGGGCUCAAAGCCGGAUGACGGCGCCGAGGAGUAUUUGUGCAAGUGGCAGUCGCUACCCUACUCCGAGUCCACUUGGGAGGACGCCGCCCUGGUGCUGCGCAAAUGGCAACGCUGUGCGGAGCAGUUCUCGGAGCGGGAAUGCUCCAAGUGCACACCCUCCCGCCACUGCCGAGUGCUCAAGUAUCGCCCGAAGUUCUCACGAAUCAAGAACCAGCCGGAGUUCCUCUCAGCGGGCCUGACACUCAGAGACUACCAAAUGGACGGCCUGAAUUGGCUGCUGCACUCGUGGUGCAAGGAAAACUCCGUGAUCCUGGCCGAUGAGAUGGGCCUUGGCAAGACCAUCCAGACAAUCUGCUUCCUGUAUUCGCUGUUCAAACUGAACCAUCUGUACGGACCGUUCCUGUGCGUUGUGCCGCUGAGCACCAUGACGGCAUGGCAGCGAGAGUUCGACCUGUGGGCUCCGGACAUGAAUGUGGUAACCUAUCUGGGCGACAUUAAGUCACGCGAGCUGAUCCAGCAGUACGAGUGGCAGUUCGAGGGCUCUAAGCGACUCAAGUUCAAUUGCAUCCUCACAACAUACGAGAUUGUGCUGAAGGACAAGCAAUUCCUGGGUACACUCCAGUGGGCUGCGCUGCUGGUGGACGAGGCGCAUCGCCUCAAGAACGACGAUUCGCUGCUGUACAAGUCGCUCAAGGAGUUCGACACCAACCAUCGGCUGCUUAUCACUGGCACUCCGCUGCAGAACUCAUUGAAAGAGCUCUGGGCCUUGCUGCACUUCAUCAUGCCGGAUAAAUUCGACACGUGGGAGAACUUUGAGGUGCAGCACGGCAAUGCCGAGGAUAAGGGCUACACACGUUUGCAUCAGCAGCUGGAGCCGUAUAUACUGCGUAGAGUGAAAAAGGACGUGGAGAAGUCGCUGCCAGCCAAGGUGGAGCAGAUCCUGCGCGUCGAGAUGACUUCGCUGCAAAAGCAGUACUACAAGUGGAUCCUUACCAAAAACUUUGAUGCCCUGCGAAAGGGAAAACGUGGCAGCACUUCCACUUUCUUGAACAUAGUCAUCGAGCUAAAGAAGUGUUGCAACCACGCUGCCCUUAUCCGACCCUCGGAAUUCGAAUUGAUGGGCCUGCAGCAGGAUGAGGCACUGCAAACACUGCUGAAGGGAUCCGGAAAACUCGUGCUGCUCGAUAAGCUUCUCUGCCGGCUGAAGGAGACGGGCCACCGCGUUCUGAUUUUCUCACAGAUGGUGCGCAUGCUGGAUGUCCUGGCUGAUUACCUCCAGAAGCGUCACUGGCCGUUCCAGCGACUCGACGGUAGCAUUAAGGGAGAAAUGAGGCGUCAGGCCUUGGAUCAUUUCAAUGCGGAGGGCAGUCAGGACUUCUGCUUCCUCCUCUCCACAAGAGCUGGUGGAUUGGGCAUAAAUUUGGCCACCGCCGAUACGGUGAUUAUCUUCGACUCUGACUGGAACCCUCAGAACGACUUGCAGGCACAGGCGAGAGCCCAUCGCAUUGGACAGAAGAACCAGGUCAACAUUUAUCGCCUCGUCACCGCCAGAUCCGUGGAGGAGCAGAUCGUGGAGCGAGCCAAACAGAAGAUGGUGCUGGACCAUCUGGUUAUCCAGCGGAUGGACACUACGGGUCGCACUGUGCUGGACAAGAGCGGCAACGGGCACUCGUCCAACUCGAAUCCGUUCAAUAAGGACGACCUGUCUGCCAUCCUGAAGUUCGGAGCAGAGGAGUUGUUCAAGGACGAGCAGGAUCAUGACGACGAUCUGGUCUGCGACAUUGACGAGAUUCUCCGCAGGGCAGAGACCCGUAACGAGGACCCGGAAAUGCCGGCGGACGACUUGCUGUCCGCUUUCAAGGUGGCCAGCAUUGCGGCCUUUGAGGAGGAGCCCAGCGAUUCGGCUAACAAGCAGGACCAUGACGCCGCCGGCGACGAGGACGACAGCAAGGACUGGGACGACAUCAUUCCCGAGGGCUUCCGCAAGGCAAUCGACGAUCAGGUGCGAGCCAAGGAGAUGGAAGACUUAUACCUGCCGCCGCGGAGGAAGACGGUUGCUGCCAACCAAAGCGAGGGAAAGCGUGGAGCCGGCAAGGGGGCGAAGGCCAAGCAGCAGGCCGACGACUCCGGCGGCGACUCGGACUACGAGCUGGGCUCCGAUGGUAGUGGUGACGAUGGCCGACCCCGCAAGCGUGGGCGCCCUACCAUGAAGGAAAAGAUAACCGGGUUCACGGACGCGGAAUUGCGUCGCUUCAUACGUAGCUACAAAAAGUUUCCCGCCCCACUUCACCGCAUGGAGGCCAUCGCAUGCGAUGCUGAGCUGCAGGAAAAGCCGCUGGCGGAGCUGAAACUCCUCGGAGAGAUGCUGCACGACCGCUGCGUUCAGUUUCUGCACGAGCACAAGGAGGAAGAGAACAAGACUGCGGCGGCGGAUGAGAUUCCGGGCGCCAAACAGCGCCGCGCACGCGCCACCUAUUCCGUGAAGUUGGGUGGCGUCUCCUUUAAUGCCAAAAAGCUGCUGGCCUGCGAGCAGGAGCUGCAGCCGCUCAGCGAGAUCAUGCCCAGCAUGCCCGAUGAGCGCCAGCAGUGGAGUUUCAACAUCAAGACGCGCGCCGCCGUCUUCGACGUGGAUUGGGGCAACGAGGAGGACACAAAGCUGCUGUGCGGCAUUUACCAGUACGGUAUUGGGUCCUGGGAGCAAAUGAAGCUGGACCCCACGCUCAAGCUCACGGACAAGAUCCUGUUGAACGACACGCGCAAGCCGCAGGCCAAGCAGCUGCAGACGCGUGCCGAGUACCUGCUCAAGAUCAUCAAGAAGAACGUGGAGUUGACCAAGGGUGGCCAGCGACGGCAACGUCGCCCCAGAGCAUCGCGGGCCAACGACGCCAAGGCGACCAGCCAGGCGGCUAGUUCGCAAAACGAAGGCAAGUCGCAGGACGCCGAUGACCCAAGCGAUGGACGCACCGCCGCCGAGAGCAGUAUCAGUCAGGUGGACCCAUCGACCGCGUCGCCGCACAAUGCUCCGGCCGCUGAGCAGUCGAAUAGCAGCGCAAAGAAGACCAAAAAGUCCAAGGCCCGGUCGAAAAAGACCAGUGCCUCGGACAACAACGGCAACAAGCCAAUGCACUUUACGGCCAACAACGAACCGAGGGCCCUGGAGGUGCUGGGCGAUCUGGAUCCCAGCAUAUUCAAUGAGUGCAAGGAGAAGAUGCGACCAGUGAAGAAGGCCCUAAAGGCCCUGGACCAGCCGGACUUAAGUCUGUCCGACCAGGAUCAGCUGCAGCACACUAGGGAUUGCCUCUUGCAAAUCGGCAAGCAGAUCGACGUUUGCCUCAAUCCCUACGGUGAGCCGGAGAAGAAGGAGUGGCGCAGCAACCUGUGGUACUUUGUAUCCAAGUUCACGGAGCUGGAUGCCAAGCGUCUGUUUAAAAUCUACAAGCACGCCCUCAAGCAGACAACGGGCGGAGGUGACGACGCAAGCGAGGCGAAGGGAAAGGCCAAGGACUCGGCCGGAAGCCCCACCAAGUCAAAGCGCAAUGGCCUGUCGGCUGAGGAAAGGGACAAGGAACGCGACAAGAGUGGCGGUAAGAAAAAGAAGAAGGACAAGGACAAGGAGCGUACUGGACAAUCGCGGUAUCCGGAAACGGGUGCCCCCUCCUCCGGUCGCUAUGCCAACGACUCGCCUCUGAAGCGGAAGCGGGACGAGAACGAUGCAGAGGCUAGCAGCGGAGUAUCUGGUACACCUGGCGGGGGCAUCGGUGACCACCUCAAGUCUAUGUCCUUCAAACGGCUCAACAUGGACCGCUAUGAGGAGCGCAAGAAGCAUCAUCGCGGCGCCGACUACUAUGGUGGCAGUGGCCCAGCCAUGGGCAGUGGAGGCUACGAAGGAGGCGGCAGCAGUAACUCCCGCCGUCAAGGCCCCACCUCCCCAUCCACACCGAACAGUCGUGGAGGUCGAGGCGGCUACGAUCCACCGCCCGCUCCGUCCGGCUACACACCGGAGAUGGAGCGGUGGCAUGCCCGCGAAAGAUACAGCCAGGAAUACAAACGCGAUCGCUACGAUGGGUAUGCGCGCAGUGGAGGAGCUCCCGGCGGCUAUCAUCGCGAACAGCGUGAACGCGAUCGUCGUCCCGACAAGCGCAGAUAUCCCUCGGGCCUGCCGCCUCAUGCUUACUCAAGCCCCUACCUGCCGCCUAACUACUAUGGAAUGCCGAAUGGAGUCGUUCCUGGCCUGCCGCCACCGCCGCCCGGCUACCGCAGUGACCCACGCGGUUAUCCGGUGAUGCCGCGAGACUAUCCUGCCGACUACAGACGCAGCGACUACGAGCGACGCACGCAGACCUGAUAACUCGGUCGUGGCACCCGUCUGUCUGUUGUACAUAGAAUGCCUAGACUUAAGCGCGACUGGGAUACUGGUGUACCCUGGCCAGCGACUCGACACAAGAAAACCAACCUGCAUACAAUACGUUAAGCGUAGCUCCGUACACACCUGUGCAAGUAAUACCCUAGCAGCUAACUUUACGUCUAUACAUAAUUUCACAUCCGAUCGCACAGUGGGCAAGCAAUGCAUCCAUCAUCCAGGGUUUUAGCGGCAAUACCUGCAACCUAAUCUUAAACUUUCUGUGUAUAAAUCAUAGGCUUUAACUCGUUCAUCAGUACGAAACAUUAUUUUUAUACUAUUUAACUGUACAGAAGAAGGUGCGCAGCGGUUAGGAAAGUGUGCUGUGUACUGUGUGCUGUGUGCGGUAUGCAUGUGGCCCAUGAUGCAGACAAGUCGUUUAAAAAGCUUUUAAACCCACAACAAAUUCUCACUAUAUUUAAACACUAAGAUAUGUUUGUAAACACAAAAGCAAUGAGGAGGGGUCGUUGAGGAAUCGUAUCAAGAUUUUGAAAAAUAGCAGCAGACUAAUAAUUUGUUUAAUGUCUAUAAUGCAUUCUAACUUUUAUAUACCGUUUAGAAAUAAAGAAUCAGCGAAUGAUCCAGAGAAUUGUAAUUUAGUUAAUAUUAAAUAUUAAUGAUAUAUUAAUAUACAAAGUACGUUGUAGUGUCUGAGAAAUCUAUUAAAAAUAUAUCAAUAAAUUAUAAAUAUAUAAAAA